AUGGCCCACUUUCGCACGGAAGGAUACAAUGGAUAUUCGUUACAAUAUAGCCCAUUCAUCGAAAACAAAAUAGCAUGCUCGACAUCAGCGAAUUUCGGUUUAGUCGGUAAUGGAAGAUUGUAUAUUAUAAACAUUGGAGUGGGACCGGACGGUAUCAACGUGGAAAGAAUGUACGACACUCAAGAUGGAUUGUUUGACUGUUCGUGGAGUGAGCUCAAUGAGAAUCAAGUUGUCACUUCUAGCGGUGACGGUUCAAUAAAGCUGUGGGAUAUAACCCUUCCGGUGCUGGAAUUCCCGAUAAGGAACUGGCGCGAACACGGGAGAGAAGUUUUUUCCGUGCAUUGGAAUUUAAUAAAAAAAGAUUCCAUUGUUAGUGGAUCGUGGGAUAAGGCCAUUAAAUUGUGGAACCCAGAAUUAACACAAUCUGUUAGUACCUACGCAGAACAUUCCAGCUGCGUAUACAGCACAAUAUGGUCUCCCUAUAAUCCUGACAUCUUUGGUUCGGCAUCCGGAGAUCAAACCGUAAAAAUCUGGGAUACCAAAAUUCCCCGAUCAAUCCAAACGAUAAAUACUCAUUCUGGAGAAGUUCUAUCGCUAGAUUGGAAUAAGUAUCAAGAGAACGUAGUGGUUACCGGAUCGGUUGACCGCACAGUGCGAGUAUGGGAUUUGAGAAAUAAUGGUCGCGAGCUCAUGUGUUUGCGAGGACACGAGUUUGCAGUCCGCAGGGUAAAAUGUUCACCACACAUGGGUAACAUAAUAGCGAGUGCUAGUUACGAUAUGACCAUGAGAUUAUGGGAUAUUGAAAAAGGAAAUCCGUUGGUGCAUGUUCAUGAUGCUCACACCGAAUUUGUGCUAGGGAUAGAUUUUAAUUUGUAUAUUGAAGGACAGAUUGCCACUUGCGCAUGGGAUGAGAAAAUACAUAUUCUGCAUCCUCCUUGCUUGGAGCCAACACCCCGUCCCAUGGGCGAUCCAUUUCACAAAGAUUUCACGGAGGGUGCUCUAUGA
Acaulospora morrowiae is the source of this 1005-nucleotide messenger RNA. Lineage: Eukaryota; Fungi; Glomeromycota; Glomeromycetes; Diversisporales; Acaulosporaceae. The record is from the annotation of a GenBank genome assembly.